Messenger RNA from Gymnodraco acuticeps, 5698 nucleotides. Its product is annotated as receptor-type tyrosine-protein phosphatase H-like. The coding region runs from base 818 to 5422 and encodes 1534 amino acids. The record is from RefSeq and is a predicted model, not a curated record. Gene Ontology annotation, molecular function: protein tyrosine phosphatase activity; protein binding. Gene Ontology annotation, biological process: protein dephosphorylation. The transcript has 25 exons. NCBI's taxonomy places the organism in Eukaryota, Metazoa, Chordata, Actinopteri, Perciformes, Bathydraconidae.
UUUAUUGCACUCUGCACCAUAAAAUGUGAGCAUAAAAACUGUCAUGACUACAGGUUCUGUUGUGAUGAAAUGUAGCUGGUGAUGUUUUUUGCUCGUAGUUCCUUAUAGAUCUUAACCACAAGGAAGCUAUAAAUAUAGCAGCCUUCCGAAAAACGGACUGCUUUGUGAAACCAGACCAACUGAAGAGACAAGACAGUUAUUUAACUACUUAUUAGCAAUAAUUAAAAUAAUCCUUUAAAAAAGUUAGAAAACAAAACAAAUAUAAUUUAUCUUGAGCACCACUUUUGAAAGCUUGGCCUGUGUUCAUAAAACAUUUGUCAAUUUUUAUUUACACAUCAUAAAAAAACACAGGCUGUCACAGACAUGAAGCUGAUAAGGUAAAAAACAGUAGAUGUAAAGCAAUUACCAUAAUAAACAUGCGAUAUAAAACAGGCAAAUGUAGUUGAUUGACUUACCUUUGACAAGUAUCACAUUAUGACCGUUAAUAAGGAAGUAGCAGGCGGGGCAAAGGUCUCUGUGGUUGUACAAGGCCAAAAAGGAGAAGCAGUUAUUUACUUAGUCUCUCACCAAUAUGAGAGGGGAUCAGAGGUUAGAGAAGGAGGACAUGGUUAAGAAUUAAAAGUCAACACCACUGGAAUAAAGUUAAUAUUGGACUGCGUCAGGCAAGCAGCGAAAAAAUUCUUCGGCAACCUCAAGUGUUGUUUUUGUCAACACACCCGUGGCAGUACUGAAAAUAGAAACUUGAAGUUGGUCUUGGGACAACAAAGGAAUUGUACAGGUUCAUAGCAUGUGUGUAGCUUAAUGAACCGUGAUUACGAUGGAGACUUUAUCUUUCAAAAUCACCUCGGACCACUUUCUGCUGUGUCUCUUCCUGAGUCUGCUUUGGGGCAUUACUGAGACAACCGCAGCAUCAACAGGAGAGGCAACAUCAUCAAGCGAACCUCCAACCACUUCAUCAACAAGCCUUACAAAAACAAUGACUCCUCCCCGUGAUGCAGAAGGUUUCAAAUCACUUGCACAAACGGAGACCAGUAUAACUCUGCGGUGGAAAAAUGUGGAUGCAACCUUCAACUAUACACUUGUGAUCAAUGGAGAGGAGAUUAUUGUCACUGCAACAGCUGGUCCUGAAGUGAAACACACAAUCCGAGAUCUUACAAAUGGAACUAAAUACAACUUCCAGCUCUUCACUGUGUUUGAAUAUGCCAGAAGCACUGGAGUAAACCUCACUGCAGUCACAGCUCCCCCUAAUGCAGAAGGUUUCAAAUCACUUGCACAAACGGAGACCAGUAUAACUCUGGGGUGGAAAAAUGUGGAUGCAACCUUCAACUAUACACUUGUGAUCAAAGGAGAGGAGAUGAAUGUCCCUGCAUCAGCUGAUACUGAAGUGAAACACACAAUCCCAGAUCUCCCAAGUGGAACUAAAUACAACUUCCAGCUCUUCACUGUGUUUGAAUAUGCCAGAAGCACUGGAGUAAACCUCACUGCAGUCACAGCUCCCCUUAAUACAGAAAAUGUCAAAUCAGUUGAACAAACGGAGACCAGUAUAACUCUGCGGUGGAAAAAUGUGGAUGCAACCUUCAACUAUACACUUGUGAUCAAUGGAGAGGAGAUUAUUGUCACUGCAACAGCUGGUCCUGAAGUGAAACACACAAUCCCAGAUCUUACAAAUGGAACUAAAUACAACUUCCAGCUCUUCACUGUGUUUGAAUAUGCCAGAAGCACUGGAGUAAACCUCACUGCAGUCACAGCUCCCCCUAAUGCAGAAGGUUUCAAAUCACUUGCACAAACGGAGACCAGUAUAACUCUGGGGUGGAAAAAUGUGGAUGCAACCUUCAACUAUACACUUGUGAUCAAAGGAGAGGAGAUGAAUGUCCCUGCAUCAGCUGAUACUGAAGUGAAACACACAAUCCCAGAUCUCCCAAGUGGAACUAAAUACAACUUCCAGCUCUUCACUGUGUUUGAAUAUGCCAGAAGCACUGGAGUAAACCUCACUGCAGUCACAGCUCCCCUUAAUACAGAAAAUGUCAAAUCAGUUGAACAAACGGAGACCAGUAUAACUCUGCGGUGGAAAAAUGUGGAUGCAACCUUCAACUAUACACUUGUGAUCAAUGGAGAGGAGAUUAUUGUCACUGCAACAGCUGGUCCUGAAGUGAAACACACAAUCCCAGAUCUUACAAAUGGAACUAAAUACAACUUCCAGCUCUUCACUGUGUUUGAAUAUGCCAGAAGCACUGGAGUAAACCUCACUGCAGUCACAGCUCCCCUUAAUACAGAAAAUGUCAAAUCAGUUGAACAAACGGAGACUAGUAUAACUCUGCGGUGGAAAAAUGUGGAUGCAACCUUCAACUAUACACUUGUGAUCAAUGGAGAGGAGAUUAUUGUCACUGCAACAGCUGGUCCUGAAGUGAAACACACAAUCCCAGAUCUUACAAAUGGAACUAAAUACAACUUCCAGCUCUUCACUGUGUUUGAAUAUGCCAGAAGCACUGGAGUAAACCUCACUGCAGUCACAGCUCCCCUUAAUACAGAAAAUGUCAAAUCAGUUGAACAAACGGAGACCAGUAUAACUCUGCGGUGGAAAAAUGUGGAUGCAACCUUCAACUAUACACUUGUGAUCAAUGGAGAGGAGAUUAUUGUCACUGCAACAGCUGGUCCUGAAGUGAAACACACAAUCCCAGAUCUUACAAAUGGAACUAAAUACAACUUCCAGCUCUUCACUGUGUUUGAAUAUGCCAGAAGCACUGGAGUAAACCUCACUGCAGUCACAGCUCCCCUUAGUGCAGGAGGUUUCCGAACAGUUACACAAAAUGAGACCAGUAUAACUCUGCAGUGGGACAAAGUUGACGAUAUCAUCAACUAUACACUUGGGCUCAAUGGAAAGGAGAUUAUUGUCACUGCAACAGCUGAUAUUGAAGUGAAACACACAACCUCACAACUCACAAGUGGAACUAAAUACAAGUUCCAGCUCUUCACUGUGUUUGAAUAUGCCAAAAGCACUGUAGUAAACCACACUGCAGUCACAGCUCCUCGUAACACAGAAGAGUUCAAAUCAGUUGGACAAAAUGAGACCAGUAUAACUCUGCAGUGGAACAAUUUGAAAAAGAUCUUUAAUUAUACACUAGUGUUUAAUGAAAAGGAAAUAAAUGUCCCUGCAUCAGAGGAACUUCUAUUGACACAAACAAUCUCAGAACUCACAAGUGGGAUUAAAUACGAAUUGCGUCUCUUCACCGUGUUUGAAAAUGUCAAUAGCACUGGAGUCAACUACACUGCAGUAACAGCUCCCCGUAACACAGAAGAGUUAGAAUCAGUUGGACAAAAUGAGACCAGUAUAACUCUGCAAUGGCGGAAAGUGAAUGCAAUCCUCAAUUAUACACUUGUGAUCAAUACAAGUAUGAUAAACGUCUCUGCAUCAGAGGGACUUGACAAAGUGAAAUAUGUAAUCUCAAACCUCACAAGUGGGACCAAAUACAAUGUCAGUCUCCUCACUGUAUUUGUAAAUGUCAAAAGCACUGGAGUAAAUUACUUUGCUGACACUGUUCCCUCAACAGUGGAUUCUGUCCAUGUGACUGAACGCUCUGUGACCAACAUAACCCUGAUGUGGCACAGAAUGAAAAAUGACUGGGACUACCGGCUCGAAAUGAAUGGGGAAAAUAGAACAAUCCUCCAAAGUAGAACCAUGGAUGAGGUGUCCCAUUCAAUCCCAAAUCUCGAGCCUGGAACAGAGUAUCCAUUCAGAGUCAUUACACUGUUCUCUGGACUCAGCAGCAUUGCUUAUGAAGGCUUCACAGUAACAGGCAUAGACUGUGCAAAUGGAAACUGGCAUGUAACUACCUCAUCGAUCCAAGGAACGGUUAGAGGUUUGUUCUCAAGUGCAGAAGCCAGUAACACAUCAACCCAAAUUAAUGGCAGUACUGGAAAUAGCAGUGUGUCAUUUUCUGGACUUUACCCUGGCGCGACCUAUAACGUGACCCUUCAAUAUGAGAAAAAUGUCACGACAUUUGAACAAUGUAGACACACUGUGACAAUCGUUCCUCCGUAUUUAAGAUCUUCAUGUGAGUACUCUGCAGCCGGCUAUUCUAUGUCCAUCAUCUGGAAUAAACCGGAAGGUAUCUGGACUUCAGUGGAGGUGAACGUCACCGGGAAAACUCUUAAAAAGCUUGAAAAUGGGAAACACUCUCUGGACAUUUCUGGAUUCCUACCUGCCAGAAAAUAUGAGGUGUCUAUAGCUUCAGUGUCUGGAGAUGUAAGAAGUGAUGAACCAUUCGUUUUUUCGUGUCUUACUGAUCCAAGGGGAGUAAUUGCUGGGUCAUUCUUUGCUGUUCUGAUUUUUGCGGUCCUGGUCUGUCUGGUUGUCUUUAUUUUUCUAAAAAGACCGGAUAUUAUCAGCAGAAAAAAGCAAUUUAUUGGUGGUUCCAGACAAUCCAAAGAAAAGAGCAAAGCUAUUCCUGUGGCAAAGUUUCCAGACCAUUUCUACCAAUUAGGCGUGGAUGAAAACCGAGGUUUCAGCCAGGAAUAUGAGAGCCUCAUUCCUGUUGGCACCGAUCAAACACGAAAUGCAGCCACUCUACCCGAGAACAAACCCAGGAACCGUUUCAACAAUGUUCUGCCAUAUGACUGGUGUCGGGUGAAGCUAGAUACUCCCAAUCCCAAUGGAAACUCUGACUACAUUAACGCCAGUUACAUGCCGGGUUACAACAGCAGCAAAGACUACAUUGCCUGUCAGGGUCCUCUGCCCACAACUGUCAAUCAUUUCUGGAGGAUGAUCUGGGAACAACGAGUGAAAGGCAUCGUUAUGGUAACCAAUUGCACUGAAGGAGGAAGGACGAAGUGUGAGCGGUAUUGGCCUGCAGACAGUAAGCCUGUGCCUCAGGGAGAGCUGAUAGUAACCCUUAGGUCUGAGCGGCAGGAGCCCGACUGGACUUUGAGGGAAUUUAGAGUGAAAAAUAGGAACAACUCAGAGCAGCGCACAGUGAAACAUUUUCACUUCACUGCCUGGCCUGAUCACGGAGUCCCUGAGGGCACAGAAGUACUGAUCCAGUUCAGAGGACUGGUGAGACGGCACAUAGAGAGAGACGGGGCUGGAGCACCAACUGUGGUUCACUGCAGUGCUGGAGUGGGGAGGACAGGCACUAUCAUGGCCUUGGAUGUGUUGCUUCAGCAGCUAGAGAAAGAAAGAGCGGUGGGCAUCAAUGGCUUUGUGCACAAGAUGAGACUGAGUCGCCCACACAUGGUGCAAACUGAGUCUCAGUACGUGUUCCUGCACCACUGCAUCAUGGACUGCCUGCAGCCUCAUGAGAAUACUGAAGAGAACAUCUAUGAGAAUACUGAAGAGAACAUCUAUGAGAAUGAAGACAUGAUUUACGCCAACGCCACUGCACUCCGAGAGUUUCCUCAACAAAAAAACAUAAACUAUACAACUUGACAGUACUGAUCAUCAGUCUUUUAUGUACUUAUAAUAACUAAAUCUACAUGCUAUAUUUUGCUAAACUGUAAAUAUGAAAAACAUGUAAGCCUAUAUUUUAAUAUAAAUUCAUAGUAAUCUUUAGAUUUUAUUUAAUGUAUAACAUUGUGUUCAUCUUAUCAGCUUAAUGUGUAUGAUUCUUGUUAUCAUUAUUAUUAUCAUCAUGUGAGGGAACAAUAUGAUGACUGAAGAAUUUUUUCGCAUUACAUUCAGACUUUAUUUGUACAAGAAAUAAAA